UUGUGCUAGGCCCGUACCGGCGUAUAAGCGAGCAAAGAAGUAGUUGAACACGAGAAUUAGUACGUUCUCACAGUUAGUGCUCAGCGUAUACAGACCCAACAUUAAUCUCUUUCCUCCCUUCGCUUUCGAGUCUGCAUUCUCAGUGUCAGACGGGACGCAAGGAGGCACGCUUUAACGUACUAAAUAUUCCCCGGUGCAAUUUGUAUCCCGCGCUCGUAGAAAUUAAAAGAAGAACUUUUUACCAGUUGAAUAGAACCGCCAAAGUGUUGAUAGUAGCUGAAUAAUGGAGAUUUGUAACGAGGAGAAUCGACUGUACAACGUACCAGGUGAAAAAUUAUCGUGCCUCGUUGAGAACACGAACGAGAAACUUGGACGAGAAAAAGUUUUCACCCUCCGGGAACUUAUAGAUGCACUACAUGAGGUUUUUCAAAAGGAUCACGUAAAUAUCGAUUACGUUCAGGACCUGAUGACGAGCUAUAAGAGCAAUCCUGUGGAAUGGAAGAAGUUCGCCAAGUUCGAUAGAUAUAGAUAUACAAGAAAUCUAGUUGAUGAAGGAAACGGUAGGUUCAACCUUAUGGUCUUGUGUUGGGGGGAAGGUCAUGGAUCAGCCAUACAUGAUCACGCCAAUGCGCAUUGCGUCAUGAAAGUCCUGCAAGGAAAACUAUGCGAGACUAGAUACGCAUGGCCCGAUAAUUUUCAAAUGGAAGAAAAUGUGAAAGAGCUCAAAGAACUGGAAAGGAAUACGCUUGAUACAAAUGAGAUAUGUUAUAUCAAUGAUACGUUAGGUUUGCAUCGUGUCGAAAAUCCAAGUGCGAUAAAUCCUGCAGUCUCCCUACAUUUAUAUUCGCCACCAUUCUCAACAUGCUCGGUUUUCAACAAGCAAACUGGACAAAGGUCUACGUGUAACGUCACGUUCUGGUCCAAAUAUGGAGAACGAAGAAAUCGGGAAAUUCAAGAUGCCAGAUCUCCAGAGGAUAACUAAUCUAAAUAAGAAUACAGAAAUAUUAUCAACAAUAUGCCAAUUGAAUGCUCUAGUGAUAUCGUAAUUAAAUGCAGAAAUGAUUUGUAUUGUCCGAUAAUGAAACUUGCCAGCUAUAUAUACAAUUUGUGUAUAAAUUAAAAUAAAUAUUAACUGUAACAAUACAUUUAUAUAUCAUAUUUUCAUCACGUAAUCAUUUUCAAGUACUUAAAACUACUUGUAAGAAUAUGUAGAUAUUUUUAAAUAAAAAUGGCUUUUCUUCAUA
Messenger RNA from Cataglyphis hispanica, 1244 nucleotides. Its product is annotated as cysteine dioxygenase type 1. Lineage: Eukaryota; Metazoa; Arthropoda; Insecta; Hymenoptera; Formicidae. Gene Ontology annotation, molecular function: cysteine dioxygenase activity; ferrous iron binding. Gene Ontology annotation, biological process: L-cysteine catabolic process. The record is from RefSeq and is a predicted model, not a curated record. The transcript is spliced from 5 exons. Bases 284 to 982 code for a protein of 232 amino acids.